Strongylocentrotus purpuratus (purple sea urchin) is the source of this 4141-nucleotide messenger RNA. RefSeq names its product transmembrane protein 135-like. The coding region runs from base 574 to 1581 and encodes 335 amino acids. NCBI's taxonomy places the organism in Eukaryota, Metazoa, Echinodermata, Echinoidea, Camarodonta, Strongylocentrotidae. The record is from RefSeq and is a predicted model, not a curated record. The transcript is spliced from 13 exons.
UAUUUUUUUUUUUUAAUUUUUAUAUGAACCCUUAUCAAGAUCAGACAGAUUAUUGAACAAGAAAACAAAUUACUAGAAUGUGCAGUGCCGAAAUCCUUUAAAAGGACAGAAUAAUCGGCUUGUGCCUUGUUGAAUGCGUUUUUUCUGGGGUUCCGCUCCUAGUAACUGCCUCAUAUUUGAAACAUGAAAUUAUGUACAGUUCUUGGUGUCUGAAAAGCUAAUGUAAGCAUGUUUUCUCUUCGGACUCCACUAAUGAAAACUUUGAAAUCUUAACAAAGUUAUUUACAAGCUUUUGGUUGUCCAUACCAUGCCUCCUUCGUUCCCUUUCUACAGAUCUCACACACAUAUGGAAGACUGAGGAAGAAACAGAGGUUGUCAUGGUCACGAGUACUAUCCUACCUCGGUGAUGUGCUCCAGUCGACAUCCUUUCUUAGUAGCAAUGUCACACUAGUUAUAGCUGCAUUCUGUGUAUUUAGACAUAUAUGUGGUGGAUUUUAUACUGGGUUUGGUUUCCUGUCCUCCUUCCCUGCUUGCUGCAUAGCCAUAUUGACUGAGAGGAAAAGCAGGAGAGGAAUGCUAGCACUGUACACAACAAAUCUUGCAAUGGAAGUGCUCUUUAACAUGUGUAAGCAGAGAGGAUUUGUCAGCCCAAUCAAAAAUGGAGAAGUCCUGUUGUUUGCAGCUGCCUCAGCAAUAAUCUUCUUUCUGCUCAGGAAAGGAAACUGUCUCACUAAAGAUGCCAAGUCAGCGCUCAAGUUGUUGGUUGGUAAUUCAGAGAUGCCUGCCUCUGAACAAGAGUCCAACCAGGACACAGGUCCCUCUUCAAGUCAUCCUGGACAACAGGACAGUCCUUCAUUUACUCAGUUCUUACCCAAGAUGCUUCAGACAACCAUUACCAACUUCAUCAACAGAUUAAAAGACCUGAGCAAGCAUUCCUUGUGUCUUCAUGAAUCCAGCUGUCUAUACUACUCCUUAGAGGCAUUCUUGAGGAGGUUUUUCUUGGGUUAUACGAUCCAAGGCUUCAUCAAUGUCCUCAGAGCCUUAUCGAGUGCCUUCAGCAACCCUGGAGAAAUCCCCAGGGCGCUCUACCACAAGGACAACUUCUCUCUAGGUCUCUUCCUUGGCUUCUACUCAGGUCUGUUCAGGAGCAUCAGUUGUCUACUGCGUAGGCUACGGAACAAAGACAAUCCCAUCCAUGGACUUCUAGCAGGUUUCAUAGCUGGACUAUCAGCCAUGUUCUAUAGAAGCAAGACCCUCUCGCUCUAUCUCACAUCUAAGGCUGCUGAGAACGUCUUUUUCAAGCUUCAAGAUUUGAAAUACCUUCCCAUCAUUCCACACGGUGAUGUCCUCCUCUAUGCACUGACUACUUCCGUUGUCCUGCAGGCAGCCGUCUUUGAACCUCAUCAGAUCAGACCGGCUUAUUGGAAGUUCCUUUGUGGUCUGACAGGGAACAAAUUUGCCUUGAUGAACCGUAAGCUGUUGGAUGUCAGUGGAACACAAGCCUCCAAGCUCUACCCAGACUACUGGCCACAGUACGAUACAAGGUUCACUCCUAAUCUACAGGCUGCUGGUCUAGUAUGAGCCUGCAAUCUUGAGCCAAAAUCUGUGGUCUAAAUUGAAACCAUGGUCUAGAUCUUGCUUAAAGCCCCACUGUACUACUUGUAGCUACUUGCGCCCUCUAUAUAGCAAACAAUGCCUGAUUGGUGUCUGUUGGUCCUCCAUAAUUCUCUUUUUCACAUGUUAAUUGAGAGCUGAUUUGAUGAGAUAACCACCUGUCAGUGACCUUGCUGGGAGGUCUUAUCGCCCUGGCCAAACUAGUGCAGACAGGCUUUUAAUUGAAACCAUGGUCUAGAUCUUGCUUAAAAUUAAGUUGGAUUAAAGCAAGUGUAAAUGAGCGCAUAUUGCCUGUGUAUUGUGCCUCAUGUAUGAAUUUAUGUCUUUGGAUUACCCGCUGAUGUAGCCCUACCGUCCAAUGCUAAUCGUGUUUGGAACAACUCCUCUGAUUUAUCCAGGGCCAUUGCUAGACCAUCUUGAAUAGGGUAGGGAGGUCAAGACCCCUUCCCUGAUAAUGCCCUUCAUUUCUGACCCUUUGUAGCAAUGCCCCUGCAGAUACUAAAUUCACCUGUGUUCACAAAUACAUUCAAGAAGCUUGGUUUAAAAAAAUAUUAUUACCGUUAAUUGGAUAACACCUUUCAAACAUUUAAUUGCAAUAUUUCCAGAGAGUGCAUUCAAAGGGAGUAAAUAUAGUGUAAUAUCAUAAUGGUUGAAUUAAAAAUGACUGGACAAUAAUUGUCCUUGGUGUUCCUGUAUGGUAUCUGUACAUUGGCAAAAUUUGAUGCACAAACUCCAGUACAGGUAUAUAUACUGAAAUUUGUCUCCAUUGUGUGUAGCAAGUUAUGACAUGCAUGCACCACAUAUCACUCUCAAUCUGUUUUGAUCUGUGAGUUUCCAAGAUACUCCUCUAUUCAGAAUCGUCAGGUUUUGUUUUGCUUGUUAAUUUCAUUUUCUUGAAUGCAUUUGAGAAUCGGUGAACUCCAAGGAGAGGAAUUUCUUGUUUGUAAUCCAGCUGGUAAGAAUUUAUGCAAUAUCAUGUGCUUAAAGUAGAAAUUGUGACAAUCAUUGUGAAAUCUACCUUUUCUCUUUCUGUAUGUAAUGAAUUAUUACAUGUUACUGUAAGGUGUGAUGUGCUAAGACUGCCAUCAUUUAGGAUGCAUAUUUAUGUAUAAUGCUAGAGUCACAUCACCUGUGCAGGAGAAAGAGGAAGAAAAAAAAAAGGGGGGGGGGCUGUUAUGAACAUGACAUGCCUGUUUCUAUCUUCCAAUACUGUAGGUGAUAAGUGUACAACUUUAUUGUGAUGUUACAAAACCAAAAAUCUUGUUUAAGAAUAUCAUAGCAUUACAAAACAAAAAUCACUUAAAUAGGCUACACAUUUUGGUGAAAAAUUCUCACUUAAUUAUCAGUAGCCCUCAUGAUUUUUUCUUUAAGAGCUGUCUAUAUGAAUCAUUAAUGUUUGUUGAUGAGCAAUUAUGUUAUCUUUGUAAAUAAGAAAUACUAUAACUGAAAUGAAGUGUGUGCUGUAUGUGAUAUUCUCUAAAAUCUAGAUAUUGAAUUGUUCUGAUAUGGUGAUAAUGAAGAAUUAUAAAAGAAAAGCAGUGUUUGCUGGUGCUUGUACUAAAACAAUGAAUUAUGGUGUGUGUUGAAAUGUAGUAGAUACCUGCAUUAAAAUUGGCAUGACUUAUUAGAUCAAAAUAAUUUGUGUACCAUCAUAAUGGAGGAAAUUCUUUUUGUUAGCCCUUAAUAAGAUAUAUUUAUACUGAAUGGGCUAUCACAGUAGGAUAUCGAGACAUGUGUGUUAUAUAAAUAAAGUAUUAAUACUCUGUGAGUAUACCAAAGUAGAUUGUAUAGCAAACAGUAUCAUUCUUGAAUGUAUUGGUAGUUGCCAGAGAACCCCUUUUUUCCUUUUCUUGAACUUGACUAAACUUUGUCUUCUGAUUUAUGGAAUGCUCAUUAGCAACCUCUCUGUGCCAUGCUAAAAUAUGCAUUUCUGUAUGAAAAUAAAAUGAUCAAUAUCUUAUUGUAAUAAAAUUACAAAAUAAUGUACUUAACAUCAAAAUCUUAUUUUGAUGAUUCUAAAAAUAAUAUUAUUCCACUCUCAAGGAGAACGCACAAAAGUGCACAAGAUGUGUCCAUUUUUGCAUGCUGUUGCAAAAAGGGAAAGUUAAAAUGCAAGUCUUUUAUGUUGGCAAUGAUUGACAAGCAAAAAAAUUUUAUCACUUAUUUUAUUUUUUCUAUUUGAUCAGAGGGUUACUGAGGUAAUCACCAGUUAUCUGUUUAAGAUCUAUGUAUGUGUGGAAUGAAUAAUGUAAAUUUAUGCAUGACAUAUUUUGUACUGAUUGAACAAUGGUUGCAAAUAAUGUACAGCAUAUACAAAUUUGUACAUAUUGAUUGCCAUGAAAUCAUGACUUGUUUAAUAAAAAGAUAUUUCAAUAAAUACAAUCUUGUUCGUUCUUUCAGAAUUCAUUUAUGCAAGGUGUCAGCGACCACUGUUCACUAAAAACAUGUAAUUGCACAUAAUUUCAUGAAACAUGGAAAAUGCACCUUUUUGACAAACAUGGCAAGGGGUUAGCCCAUCAUUUUUGGC